ACAGCGUACUGUCAAGUUUCGAUUCCGGAAUCGCCUGGUCCAGAGACCAUUCAAAACAUAAAGUACUGACAUACAAACAACAGCAGGAUGCCUUCUCUCAAAACAACAUACGAAGUAGGGCUUGACUUCCUGGAGUUUCUGGGGCAGAGGAUCUCGAAAACAGACAGAAACGAGCUUCGGGAUAUUUACAACUUUGAGUUCAAAAGGGACGGAAGCAAAGAGCCCACAUUUUCCAAUGUGAUCAGAGCCUUAGUGUGUUGCAAUAAAGCCACUAUAAGGAAUGGAAAAGUUAUAUUUCAGUGGAAACCUAAGGUGCGUGUGUACUACUGCGAUCAGUGGAAGUCCUUCACACAGCAGAACACCAGCACAUCGGCCCCAGAAUCUGUCCCAGCAUCCUCUUCCCCCAAACCUGUCCUGACCCCGAAGAGGAAGCUUGCUUCAGAAAUCCUCAACAAACUCAAAAUGAAACGAGCUGAACUCAUCAAAGACAAAGGAGGUGUUGAAAUAACCUCUGACCCCAAGGCCACCAAAGGGAAGGUUACGUUCAUCAUCAAGGAGCAGGGGAAGCUGUUUGUGGUGAAGUUUCACAUCGUAAACCGUGGCGAGAGCUGCGUGUACUUCACAUACUACACAGCUCUGCACAAGAUGCGCUGCUUCACUCUCGUAGAUGAGAGGAGAGUGAACCGUGUUUCUCCUCUUCUCCUCUGUCCAGGUGAGAGUUAUGUUGUUGAAGUGCAUUACAAAGUCCACCAUCAUGGACACUUUCCAGCCACCAUGUACUUUGAGUUCUGCCCAGAGGCAGAUCCUCCAGGUACCGCUAAGCCCUUCUGCAUAGUCCGGGAACUGGAGGCAGUGGUUCAGUCUGGACUAGCUGAGACACUGGGCCCAGAGAGUCCAUAUAACCCCAAACAGAACAGACGACUCCGACCGGAGAACAGGAUUCUGGAAGAAGGGGUACCACCUGAGAGUUUCAUCACACAUGUUCUGAGGAUUAUGGUGAAGUUGAAUCCAUAUCAUUACCCAGACUACUUGAAAAAGUUGGCCAAACACAAGCUGGAGGACUCCGAGCGCCUUUCACCCCCAGUAAGACAGCAUCUUCGCAGAGUGAGGCAAGUGCUGGACACUCAGCUAUGCAUGAAGAACUACAAGGAACGCUUUCACCUCCUCCUACACCUGGAAGAGAUUCAGAUGGAGGUGGACAUCAAGAAGUACGAUCUCUACGGCAAGACCAUGACCCUCGACAAAUCAAACAAAAAGUUGCUCAUUCUCAAAGUCCCAGGGGUGGCAGAAAACAGACCGUCCGUACUACGAGGAGAUAAACUGAAUGUCUGUUUGUCAGAGGACAGGAACCAGCCCAUCACUGUCUAUGAAGGCUAUGUCCAUAGUGUAGAACUUGAGAGAGUUAAACUCGGCUUCUCCAAGACGCUUCUCCAGAAGUUUGUCAAAAAUAUGAAGUUCAAUGUGGAGUUCAGCAUCAAUCGCUUCCCCAUAAGGCUUCAGCACAGGGCGGUGGAGCUGGCUUGCCAGCACAGACUGGGAGAUGUGUUAUUCCCCUCUGAUAAGGGCACUGGACUCACUGCAUUACCACACCUCAGCAUGUUCAACAAAGAUUUAGAGAACAACCCUGAGCAGAAGGCGGCAGUGCAGCAUAUCCUGUCGGGCACAUCCAAACCAGCACCUUACCUGAUCUUUGGACCCCCUGGCACAGGCAAAACUGUAACAGUGGUGGAAGCCAUAAAGCAGGUGAAUAAAUCCAAGGCCACAACCCAUAUCCUAGCCUGUGCUCCCUCAAACAGUGCCUGUGACCUCCUGUGUGAGAGGUUAUUAGGAUAUGUGGACGCCCAUCGCCUCUACCGACUCUGUGCCCCUAGUAGAGACCCGCGCACUGUACCACAGAAACUGCUGAAACACAGUAACUGGAAUAAGGAUCACAACAGCUUCAUACUCCCAUCUAGAAAAGAUCUGAUGGACCGCAGUGUCAUUGUUGUUACUCUGGUCACCGCUGGAAGGCUCGUAUCAGGAGGUUUUGCUAAGGGACACUUCACACACAUUUUCAUCGAUGAGGCCGGACAAGCCGUGGAGCCUGAGUGUAUCAUCGGGAUCGCGGGUUUGCUCGAUCCUGUGAAGGGCCAGCUGGUUUUGGCCGGAGAUCCUCAGCAGCUGGGCCCCAUUCUGAGAUCUCCACUGGCACAACUGCACGGACUGGGUCAGUCCCUCCUGGAGAGGCUGAUGACACAGAACGCUCUCUAUCAGAAGAGCCAGGAUGGUCAUUCUGGAUAUGACACCCGCUUCGUCACCAAACUUCUGCGCAACUACAGGUCUCAUCCCGCCAUCCUCAAGAUCCCCAACGAGCUCUUCUAUGAGAAUGAGCUGCAGGUGUUUGCGAACCAGAUGGAGCGGGAGGCCUUCUGUUGCUGGGAGCAUCUCCCUAAGAAGGGAUUUCCUGUCGUGUUUCAUGGAGUGAUGGGGAAGGAUGACAGGGAGGCCAACAGCCCUUCAUUCUUCAACGUGACUGAGAUCGAGGUCAUCGUCAGCUACCUCAACAAGCUCAUGCAAACGCAGGGCAAGAAAGGCCUGCCAAAACUCAGCGCCAAUGACAUUGGCAUUAUCACUCCUUACAGGAAACAGGUGGAAAAAAUUCGGAAAGCUCUGAACACUGUGGCAGAGUUGAACAAAUGGAAAGACAUCAAGGUGGGGUCAGUGGAAGAGUUUCAGGGUCAAGAGAGAAAAGUCAUCGUAGUUUCUACCGUCCGUAGUAGCGUCAACUACGUCAAGAUGGACCAAGACUUCAACAUUGGCUUCCUCUCAAAUGAGAAGAGGUUUAAUGUGGCCAUGACCAGAGCCAAAGCCUUGCUCGCUGUGGUGGGAAACCCAGUCAUCCUAAGCAAGGAUCCUACUUGGCAGAGGUUUAUCAGGUACUGUGAGCUCGAGCAGGGCUACACUGGCUUUGACUACAAGGAUGCUGAAGGAGAGGAGGAUGUGGUCAGCCGGCUGGCGUCUUUAAAAAUCAGUUCUGAUGAUAUAGACGAGAGCCCACUACAGCAGCAUGUGCAUCCAGAGUGGAGAUCUGAACAAUGAGGACCAGAUUUAGAACAAUCAAAUGAGACCAUCAGUUUACAUCCAGAUUAAAUGGGGAUUCAAUUUUUAUCAGUAAAGCAGAACUGACAAACUCAUUUUAAUGUUGAUUUCUGCUAGUUAAACAAUGCAGAUGAAUGAUUCAAUUCCUAAUUCAGCAAAACAGUCCAUGGAGAGAUUUUAGCAGUUGGACAACCUUGAUGUUAACUAGUCACUAGUCAACACUGUAUUUUUAUUAAUGCUUCAUUUCUUUCAUUUAAACAGCUACAUCACUGAAAAUGCAGAUUUACUCGUUUCAAAUGCUUUUUUGCACUUUACUGCAGUAUUUUACUGAAAGUAAUUAAUUGAAAAUAUUUCUAGCAAGUAAAAAUGGCUAUUAAAAAC
Messenger RNA from Sinocyclocheilus rhinocerous, 3459 nucleotides. Its product is annotated as putative helicase mov-10-B.1. The record is from RefSeq and is a predicted model, not a curated record. Gene Ontology annotation, molecular function: 5'-3' RNA helicase activity; RNA binding; ATP hydrolysis activity. The coding region runs from base 88 to 3078 and encodes 996 amino acids. The transcript is spliced from 22 exons. NCBI's taxonomy places the organism in Eukaryota, Metazoa, Chordata, Actinopteri, Cypriniformes, Cyprinidae.